Molecule: messenger RNA, 1801 nt
Organism: Prorocentrum cordatum
Lineage: Eukaryota; Dinophyceae; Prorocentrales; Prorocentraceae
Source: the annotation of a GenBank genome assembly
AGGAACUGGGGCCGCCCUCCCCUCCGGCGAGCGUGGCCGCGCGCGCGUGGGGAGUGGCCCCGCUGCCGCCGCCCGCCAAGCCAUGGUGUCCGGCCUGUCGCCCAGGCGGUAGCCACCCCUCCAGAAGGCCCGCGGCAGCGUCCGCGGCGUGGGCCGCUCGGUCUUCCAGCCAGCGGAGCUGCCGAUGGGCCGCUCGUCGGACGAUGACGGGGACCUCCUCGAGCACGGCGGGCUGCCGCGGGGGCUCUCCGUGUUCCGCACGGCCUCCAGGGCGAGCUUCAGCGACGGCCUCAAGGACAGGCUCCAGCAGGUGCCCGGCCUCCUCGACCCUGCGGCGGCGCCUUGCGACGUGCUCUCCGUGUCCGGAGCGGUCCACCGCGUGUUCGAGGCCGAUGAAACGACCUCUCGAGGCCUCUCGAGGGCGUCCACGGCGCCCGCGGCGCUCUCGUCGAUGCGGGCAUUCGCGGGCGGGGUGUCUGGCAGCGGGCUGCACUCGGAGACCUGCUGGCUGGUGUUCCUCUUCGUGGCCCUCGACGCGUCCAAGAGCCUCGCCGUCUCCUGGGCGGCCCUGAACGGCCACGGUUGCGAUCCGCUCAUGAUAGGCGCCAAGAACGCGCUGUCCAUCGGCUUCGGCAUGCUCCUGGCGGCCUGCCUGGACGGCCGGGCCGGCCUCCGGCGGUGCCUCGACAUGCGCCGCGCCAUGAACGUGCUGCCCAUCUCCUGCCUCUUCUGCGCGGCCCAGGUUUUCGCGCUCUCGGCGCUGCGCGCCUUCGACGCAGGCAGCCUGAAGGUGCUGGCACAGGUCAACCUGCCCACCACCGCGCUGCUGUCCUGGGCGGUGCUGGGGCGCCGCUACUCGGGGCAGCAGUGGCUGGCCAUGGCCCUCCUGCUCUCCGCGACCAUGGCUUUCAUGCAGGUCCGCAUGCUGUUCUUCACGUUCCCUCGAGGAAACCACUCCAACGGCAUUCCAGAGAAGAAGCCGGACAAGGUGCAAGGGAUGAUGCUGUUCCUCACAGGGAUCACUCUCUCCUGUUGCGCGUCCAUAUUCGCGGAGCGGUUCCUGAAGAAGAGGGCAGAGGUGCCGUUCUACAUACAGAAGACGAACAUCAUGUUCGGGGAGCUGGUGACGGCCGCCCUGAUGGCAAAGUUCGUGUCCCUGGGCCGCGGAGGGGGGAGGCUCGGCGGAUCCUGGAUUGGCGACAACUGCCCGUCCUCCUGAUCUGGUUCGUGCACGGCUGGAUCGCGGGGCUAUUGGCGAUCGUCGUCGUCAUGGUGGCGGUGCACCGCAUUGCGGGCACUUAUCGGCCCUGACAUACUCUCCGCGCUGGUCACUUACUUCCUGCCGAUCAUCUUCGCCGUGCCGCACGUGGCCCACUCCUGGCCCGUCACGCUCUCGGCGCUGCUCGUGCUGGCCGCGGUGCUCGUCUUCGCGACGGUGCCGCUGCCGAAGGAGAGGCAAAGUCGGGCCGCCAUGUCAGGCCCAAGAGAGCGAAGGGCGGCCAGCGGCUGGACCUCGCGGGGCGGCUGCUGCCGCGGUCCAACUCGGAGAACGCGCUGAGGACUCCUGGCGAACCCGCAGCUUCCGAAGCGCAGCCCCCGCGCGCUGGACCAGACGCCGCCAGGGCCGACGUCGGGGUGGCACUCGACCGGGCUCGACCGCCGCCAGAUCUCGGACCCACCCUCCGACUGGCACCAGCGCCAGCCCGUCGUCUGCUCGGCGCCCGUGACCGUCGCCCCGGCGACCCCCGCCGAGCUGGUCGGCGAGCCGGGCCCGUGGUGUUGUUCCGUGUGGCUGUUGGUG